Messenger RNA from Vigna unguiculata (cowpea), 546 nucleotides. RefSeq lists its product as uncharacterized. The record is from RefSeq and is a predicted model, not a curated record. Lineage: Eukaryota; Viridiplantae; Streptophyta; Magnoliopsida; Fabales; Fabaceae.
ACGUGGAAGAUGGGAAAGAGAGAGUUUUCAGAUGCGACAAUGUUGAUGGUGUGUGGGAUUGUGGCGAUGGUGAUGGUGCCACUGAUUUCAGCACAAUUUGAAUGUGGUAAUGUGUUUGCAAUUUACUGGGAAUGUGAUCAAUACAUCCAACGGUCAGGGCCAAUGGUUCCACCAUCUGGGACAUGCUGCAGAGCACUGGAUGGCAGUAAUGUCACCUGUCUCUGCCAAUAUUUUGCAGAAUAUGAGUCGCGUUACAGCACGGAAAAAGUUGUCUAUGUCCUCAGUGAGUGUGGUAUGCCACUUGCUUCUGGAACCAAGUGUGGAAAUUACACUGCUCCGUAGCUCCGAGGGAGACGCAUGCAUACAUAUAUAUAUAUCUAAAUAAAUCAGCCAAACAUGGUCUUGCAUGCGUUGUCAUGUCUUACUUUUUUUUCUAUUAUUAUUAUUAUUAUUCCGUUCCAGUUCAAUGUUAAUUGAUGCAACAGGAACAUGGUUUUUCUUUAGUAAUGUCAUUAUCAUUAAGUGGGAAGCGACUUUAUCAAUAUA